Molecule: messenger RNA, 5985 nt
Organism: Artibeus jamaicensis (Jamaican fruit-eating bat)
Lineage: Eukaryota; Metazoa; Chordata; Mammalia; Chiroptera; Phyllostomidae
Gene: CFAP251
Product: cilia and flagella associated protein 251
Exons: 19
Coding region: 1711-4944 (1077 amino acids)
Cellular component (GO): sperm flagellum
Molecular function (GO): protein binding
Source: RefSeq, a predicted model, not a curated record
CUCAUUCACAUUCUUCUAAAAUGAGAGCAGCAAGAGUUUCUGCUUCCGGGCCUUCGGCCGAUUUUCAGCAGGUCUCCCUUAUGAAAGCUCCAGAUGGCCACCUGUGUACCCUUCUGUGAGACUGCAGGCAAGGGUCCCUUUGAGGUAGAAUGAUCCUAACAUUUAACCGAACUGGCUUUGCAGAAACGUUUUGUGAUAAGAACAUCAAGACGAUGUAACCGAUAUUUUCUGCACACAACACUUUUCACUCUGGUGAGAAGGUAUGGAGGACAGAGGGGAGCAGCAUCCACGAGACGGGGGACUUCCGUUUGCUUUUGGCAAAGAAUUUUAUCAAACCUUUCGUACUUUCCUUAAUCUUUUUAAGCCUGGGAAAGUCAAAACUGCUAGUGUGACCCGCUGUAGCGCCUCCUCCGGCAGUGGCGCCAAGGAAAAAAGGGGUUGGGAGGAAAGAGGGUGGGAGCAGGAAAGCCAAUUUCAUUUUGUAGUCCCAGCAGCAGUGGCGCGCCUCCCGUGGUACCCGGGAGUACCAGUAGGGGGAGCACAGCCCGCUCCCGGCAGCUUUCUGAGCACGUGACCACCGCCCAACCUGCUUUACGGCUCAGGGCCUCGGAAGGCGGCGGUUACCAUGGGGACAGGGCUUGGGUGGCAACCGUAACUAAGGAGCCUGUGUUGGAGAAAGCGGGACUGUUGGAGGCCAGUAGCCUAGGGGUCCAGGCCAGGGAGGAUGCCGGCCUUUUGAGGACCUGGGUUGGCACGCUCUGUAAGUCUGGGGCGGUAACCACGCGGCUCGAGCAGGGGUGCCCAGCAAAGCGGGACCUGGUGCCUCGCCGGGGGCCACUCACCUUAGCCCGGCAGAGCCCAGUCUGGGCAGCCCUCCAGAGACUUGAACUGAGAGACAAGGGGCCGCGCGUGCACCCCACAGACCCACACACUUGCCACCACCCCCAAUCAAGAUUCACUGGCAGAGUUUGGUAUCGGAAGAGACUCUGGGCCGAGGGCCUGAGGCUUGAAAUCAAUACCUUUUCAGGCGGAAAUACGGAGCGGCAGAGGUCCACAGCUCACCAGCCGUGUGAUCUUGAGUAAGUCACUUCAGCUCUCAGAGCCCAGAAGUCUUAUGUUUAGUUUGAGGAGUAAAUGAGAGAUUAAAGGCCUUUAAACUUUUUAAACAGUUGCUACCCUUUCUCAAGCAUCAUGUGCUGCAACUGUGCUGAGCAUAUUACGUAUGUCAUGGAAUCUUCACAAUGACCCCAGAAUUUGGGCUUGUUAUUUUCAUUUUGCUUGUGAGCAAGCAACUUUAGACUCCGAGGCAUAAGUGACUUGCCCAAGGUCACAGAGCAAGUGAGCCACAGAACUGCGUGCCAGGAGAGGCUGGCAGCAAAGCCGGGCUUCUACCCACGAAGCCACACUGCUUCCUAGUCAUAGCCCUAGAGUUGUCACUAAUGCCUGGGUUAUGCCUGUUGCAAUAUAAGUAUAUUUAAAGUGAGUUAGCCCUAAAGUUACUCCUAGAAAGCUGAGAGGCACCAGGAUCAGUAUUUCAAGAUUUGGGACAGGCUUUCCCAGGUGUAUGGCAUCCUUUUCAUCCCCGUGGGAAGGAACCAGAGUUGGGUAUGUACAUUUUAUCGCUAGGGUAGUUCACCAAGCAAUCGAAAUGGGAGCUGGGUCCUGCCGAUCAUAAUGGUCAAAUUUUUCUAGAGGAAACUCCACAGAAGAAUGGCAGAUACGGAGCCAAACCCACUGGAAGAAUCAGAAGUGGAAGAAGAAGAAGAAGAAGAAGAAGAAGAAGAAGAAGAAGAAGAAGAUUAUCCAAGUUAUACAGAGGAAGCAAAUAAGCAAGAGGAAUCAAAAGAUGACCCAUUAGCAUGGAGAGACUCUCAGGAGGAGCAGGAGGGGGAAGGGGAAGAGGAAGAAGGGGAGGAGGAGGAAGGGGAGGAGGAGGAAGGGGAGGAGGGGGAGACCAUCAGAGGAGAAACAGAGGAAGCGGCUGGAGCAGCAUGGGAGGAGGGGGCUGCAGGGAUCUGGGAAGAAGCCACAGUGAAGCCCCAAGAAAUCACCACGCCCGUGACCCCUUUGGAGGAACAGACAUUAAGUGAUUCCCAGUUGAUCACAUCAGGAACUUUUCCAGAAAUCCAUAGUGAAAGCGAGUCAGAGCAUUCGUUGCCAUUGGAAGGUUCAGGAAGCCUGGGCUCUGCAGCAGAACCUCUGGGUUUGGGUGUCCCCACUUCUGAGGAGCAGCUGAUGGGUUUCCUCGAAAGGCAGCCCUUGGGCGAGCUUGGGGAGACAAGUGAGCACAUCCCCCAAGAUGAACUAGGAGGGGAAAGGAGAGAUUUGGAACCAGAGACGGACGAAAGUAGACAAGAAGAAACAGUACCCUCCUUCGCUGAGGAAAAAGAAAGCGAAUUCCAGCCCGAAGCCCGCGUCCCGAAGGACUCACUGGUGGCCACCACCACCAGGGAUGUUUUGUUUCGAAAGAGGGACAGUGACAACGUGUAUCCCUUGACCAUGACUUGGAAAUUCGGAUGGAACAGUUCUCUCCCUGUGUACUACAUCCGAGACGAAGACCAGAGGGUGCUCCUGUACGCCAGCGCCCACACCGCCGUCAUCUACAGCGUCUCCAAGAACGAGCAGCAUCAUCUUCAGGGCCACCCGAACGUGAUCUCCUGUCUCUGCGUCAGCGAGGACAGGCGGUGGAUCGCCACGGCGGACCAAGGGCCCAACUGCCUGAUAAUCAUAUGGGACUCCUUCACAGGGAUCCCUGUGCACACGAUAUUCGACAGCUGCCCGGACGGUCACGGCAUCAGAGCCAUCGCCAUGACCCGCGACGCCAAGUAUCUGGCCACCAUCUCCGAUGCUGAAAUCCAGAGAGUCUGCAUCUGGAGGUGGACUUUGGCGGCAGAGACGCCGGCGUGUUCUCUGGACCUUCCCAAAGAGUAUGGUUUUCAGAAGUACCUUACCUUUAAUCCAACAAAUAAUAAAGAAUUGGUGAGCAAUAGUAAAACACAAGUCAUAUAUUACUUGUGGUACGAAGAGGGAGAUGUACUUAUUCACAGCGCCCCGCUUUUGACAGAAAAAACGUUCAACAAGCUCGUGGGGAAGUUCAGCCAGUCUGUCUUCCACCUGAAUUUAACGCAGAUGCUCUCGGCGACCAUGGAAGGGAAGCUGGUCGUCUGGGACGUAGACCGCCCGCCGCCAGCUGCCUCCACCUCCCUGGGCCUUCCCUCCAUCAAACCUUGUAAACUGGUUCACGUGCAGAAAGAGGGGAUCACCGUGCUUACGACAGUCGACAGCUACAUCGUCACUGGGGACGUUAAGGGGAACAUUAAGUUCUACGAUCACACCCUGUCCCUUGUCAGCUGGCAGAGCCACUUCAACCUCAGCGCCAUAAGGUCGCUGUCCUUCUCAAAGACCCCGGCAACCCCUCCCACCGAAAAAUCCAGCUACCCUACAGACUGCACUUUGAAAAGCGAUCUUUUUGUGAUCAGGAAUUUCAUCAUCGGGACCUCGGAUGCGGCCGUGUACCACUUAAAGGCAGAUGAGACCAGACUCGAGAAGCUGUUCAAGGAGCCCAAGGACGCCAUUUGCGCCAUCUCCUGCCACCCGUACCAGCCCCUCGUCGCCAUUGGGAGUUUCUGUGGGAUGGUCAAAGUGUGGGAUUACGAGAAGAAAAAAUACCUUUUCAGCAGGGUCUUUGAGAAGGGCCUUGGAGUCCAGAGUCUGACCUACAACCCAGAAGGGGCCAUUCUUGGCGCUGGCUUCACAGAGGGGACAGUUUACAUCCUCGAUGCGAUGUCCUUACAGAAUGAAACUCCCAAGCCUUUCAGAUUCUCCAGAACCUGUGUGACCCACAUAAGCUUCUCCCACGACUCCAAGUAUAUGGCAACCGCUGACAUAAAUUUUACCGUGGCCAUUUACAUGUGCAAGGUCAGAAAUGGGCAUAGAGUCUGGGAAUAUCUGGCAAGACUUCGUUCUCAUCGCAAAAGCAUCCGAAGCCUCCUGUUCGGGGUUCACCUGGACAACAAUGAGCCCAGGCUGCUGAGCCUCGGGAGGGACAGACUCUUGAUCGAGUAUAACCUUGUCAAGAGCUACAAAGACCACCUGGAAGUCCUGGACAUCCAUAAAACCGACCAGGAAAACUACCCGACCUGCAUGAUCUGGUACCCACCCCUCACCAAGGAGCGCUUCCUGCUCAUCUCCACCAGCGGCUACAAAGUGAAGCUUUUCAACGCCACCACCAAAAUGUGCAGGAAGACGCUCCUGGGGCCGGUGUUCGGCUCUCCCAUGGAGCAGGUCCAGCUCCUCCCAGUGAGCAAGGCUGUCGAGCUGGAGAAGCGCUACUUGGUGUUCAUCAACAGAGACAAGGUGGGGCUUCAGAUUUUACCUAUUGACGGCAACCCGCAUAAGACGUCUGCCAUCGUCUGCCACCCAAGCGGCGUGGCUGGACUGGCCCUCUCCUACGACGGGCACCACGUCUUCACAGCAGGAGGACGGGACCGGUCGGUGGCACAGUGGGAGAUCAACCUCAGGGCCCUGGAGGCCGCCGUGUCUCUCGGUGGCGAAGACCUGACCCCGUUCUAUAGUCUGGUGGCCGGAGGCAGGGAAGGACAAUUCUACAGGGAGCUGGAGGACUAUUUUUACUACUCCCAGCUCCGCAGCCAGAGCAUCGACACAAUGGAGGCCAGGAAGGUGUCGGAGCACAUCCAGCUGGCCGAGGUUCCCUUUGUCAUGAGAGCGGUCGGCUUUUACCCGUCGGAAGAGAAGAGCGCCGCGUGGGAACCUGCGCUGACCAGCACCGCGUUCCCGUCGGAAUCCACGGGCUUGGCAGCACCCUUCGCUCGGUUCUGGAAAAUUUGGAAAAUAUGCAAAAGAACGACUUCCCACAUCAGGAAGUGGCCCUGGAGGAAUGGAGUGGGCCGUGUUCCUUUUCCUUGUUUCUGGGAGAGACUGUGAAGAACUGGUGUUCCUCUUAAAAUUCUUGGUAGACUCCACCAGCGGAAGCCUCGGAAUUACUAAUUCAAUCUCUCUAUUGGUUAUAGGUCUGUUCAGGUUCAUUGUUUCUUCCUGGGUCAGUUUUGGGCACGAACACCUUUCUGGACAUGUGUCCAUUUUGUCUGAGUUAUUUGACUUGGUGGCGCACUCCCUUUUAUUUCUGUAAGGUGGGUCUGGUAAGGUCUCCCCUCUUUCAUUCCUGACUUUAGUAAUUUAGUCUUUCUCUCUUUUUUUUUUCCCCUUGGUGAGUCUGGCUAGAGAUUUGUGAGUUUUUGUUCAUCUUUUCCACGAACGGCAGCUUCUUAGUUGUUCAUUUUAAAAAUUGUACCACAUAAGCUGUACAUGCCUUGCGUAUACUCUCUUAUCUUUAUAAAACGCUGCGGAACCAAAGUGAAAAGGAAAGAAAGGAAAAAGGAACUGUGGUGCAGUUAAUUGUCCUGAGAAACUUGCUAGAGCCGCAGGUCCUACAGUGGCCUCCCACAGUAAAUGCUUAGCUCAUUCAUGUAAAGUAAUUGCUGGCUUCUUGGGGAUUCUGUCUUUUCUAUAAAACGAAUGUCGGCCUCAGGAAGCAAGGUGGUGGCUGAUACAAUGUGUGACCCUUCCGUGAAAAGCGAUAAAAUGAAACAGUGUUCGUGCUGUGCUCACACCACUGACAAGCUGGGCCCGGCCUCCGGGCUGCAGUGAAAAGCCCCUCAAACUGGGCGGCCUGAUGCAGAGGAAGCUUCCCCCGUCACCCAGGUCUGGAGUCAAGGGGCCCGUGGGCCGCACGCUGGGUGAAAUCGCAGGGGAGACCCUUGCUGGCCUCUCCUAGCUUCUGGCGGCCACCAGCAGUCGGUCCCCGGGCAUCGCGUCCCUGAAACUGGCGCUCCACUCCCUGUUCCCUGUCACCCCAGGACCAUUUUCUCCCCGUGUGUCUGUCUCCUCCUCUUAUAAAGACACCAGUUACGGUGGAUGGAAGGCCCACCCUGCUCCGGUGUGAUCUCAUCCUAACGACCCCUGCGG